Molecule: messenger RNA, 960 nt
Organism: Penaeus vannamei (Pacific white shrimp)
Lineage: Eukaryota; Metazoa; Arthropoda; Malacostraca; Decapoda; Penaeidae
Source: RefSeq, a predicted model, not a curated record
AUGGGACCACCUGAGCUUAGCUCUUCACCCGUACUGAAACAACUAGCUAGUAUCGCUGCCACCAUCCAGGCUUUGAUUGAAACUAGGAGGCACCCCGAAAAAACCUGUAACAUGCGGCCGGAUCCAGUCAUUGAUGCAUUAAUGCAGCUUAAUGAAAUGGAGCAAGUGGAUGGAGUCAGGCUCCAGAAUAUAGUUCUGAAGGAUCGUGCAGACCACUUUGUAUUCCUCUCGGAUGAGGAGUUUAUUGAACGUUACAGGCUGACCAAGGACUGCACAAAAAUUGUUCUAGACAAGAUUAAUCAAGGGUUGCCACGAGAAAGAAAUAUGAGAGGUUUAAGUGUUCCACCUCAGCUUCAGCUCCUGGUAUGUUUGCGUUAUCUGGCAACUGGAAGCUUUCAACUGGGCAUGGCAGAUUGCUCACAGAUGUCAAAAACCUCUGUGUGCAAGUUUGUUGGUCUGACUGCCAGAGCUAUUGCGUCCUUAGCCUCAGAAUACCUGAAGUUCCCAGAUGCAAAAGAUGUGGCUGCAAACAUCCAGAAGUUCCAGACGAUAGCAGGGAUUCCUGGAGUUAUUGGCUAUUUGAAGUUCAUGAACAUCAUUGCUAGUUGGCCAGGCAGUGUGCAUGAUAGCAGAAUUUUUGAAAACUCUCAUGUGUGCCAUAUCCUCGAGCAAGGAAAUCAUCCUGGAUACUUACUUGGAGACAGUGGGUACCCUUGUAGUAGUUACUUAUUAACACCUGUCCAGGGACCUACAACUGACAAAGAGAGGCGCUACAACACAGCCCACACAAAGACCAGACAUGUAAUUGAACGUGCCUUUGGAGUUCUGAAAAGGCGUUUUGCUUUCCUCAGCCAGCCUGUUCGUACAAAGCUGGAAACUACAAAGAAAAUCAUAAUGGCCUGUGUAGUUCUGCACAUAGCCAUCCUCCAUGAAAUAGACCCACUAGAAAAUAGAGAUUGA